This is a messenger RNA of Arabis nemorensis, 1908 nucleotides long. NCBI's taxonomy places the organism in Eukaryota, Viridiplantae, Streptophyta, Magnoliopsida, Brassicales, Brassicaceae. The record is from the annotation of a GenBank genome assembly.
AUGGAACAUGUUCAGAUCAACGAAGAGCCUCCAUAUCAGGGUCGUAGCACAGAUUUGUUUCAUCGUAGUGACAAUUUGUUUUGUUACGGUGAGGAAUAUCUGUUGUUCAAUGAAAAUUUGUUUUGUUGUGUUGUUGAAGAUCUCUCCAGUGAGAUCCGUGUUGCAAUGGUUUUUGAAAGCUAUGUUGAUAUAGACGGUGUUGUGCAUCGAGCUUGUGAUGACGAGAUCGGGAACUAUGGUUGCUCAACUUUUGUUCUCUAUGAUGAAGAUGUCGAGCCACCAGAUCGGGAACUAUGCGGUAAUUCUUUCCUUCGAAUUAUUCGACAAGAGGGAAUAACAAGCGUAGAUGUCCAUGUCGUUAGCUACAUGACAAAGCAAAAGGUUGCACACACACGCAUGUGCAGUUCAACGAUGGAGUUUCUGAAUCGGGCUUUUAAACAAGAAGACCCAAUAACAAUUCCAUCUUCUUGUCAUUGUGAAGUAUACGAUGGAGACGUAUCUAUCAUAGAUUCCAUUACAUCGCUCUUGGCCGUUGAAGCUUUUGAUACAAACAAUAAGCAUAUGGUAGUUUUCUAUGUGGAAAGUAGCACAGUUAUGAUACUAUUUUCAUGUGAGCUCAUGGGAAANUAUUAUAAGACCAGUAAUUCCAUGCGUAUCCUUAUCAAGAUAUCUAAAGCAUUAAUUCAAGAAACUUGUGAAGGAAGAAAGGUAUGUCAACGGCUUGUAAAGCCUUCUANAACUUAUUUCGACAUUCAACAGCUCCAGUAUUCUAAGGGUGCAUUAAGUGUGUCUAAACACAAAUAUNCUUUUAGUUUGAAGAUCGAUAUGGGAGAUGUGGAUCACAGUAGGAGUAAUGUUCCCCACUUUGUCUUUGAUCACAAACAAAUCUUGUCGAUACNGAGACUAGAGGUGCCACCACCACCUCUCCCCGUCGUUAUUGGUUGCUUUGACGUUAUACUCAUUUUUGGAGCCGUGUUAGAAUUCCAGCGUUCACGCAUUCACCAAUUCCUUGAGCUCUUCUUUCAUGUAAGUGUGGAUACAGGAAAGUACAAGUUUAGUGGCAAAAGGAAUUCUUUGAACGGUGUGAUCUCUNAUGAGGGUCUUUCAAGAAAUAUCGUCAAUGUGCAAGCCUUAAGUNCUAUUGGCCUNGUGGAUAUCUCAAAAAUAUCAGUGAAAGAUUUGAAAGAGUUUGUAAUUCUGGGAGCUGUGUUAAAUGUGUCGUCUUUACACCNUCACUACNUAUUUGCUUUCAUAAAUCAUGGCAAUAUUUUUGUGGCAAGAAGGAAGCACAUGAGGAAAAUCAAUUGGGCUUCUCUUAUGAGCAGUGUUGUGUUUUACGUGGGGUUUUCAUUGCACCUUUGUGAAGUGCAGCUUGUAGUCCAAAAUAUUUCUUGUUUGGUCUCUUUUGCUCGAGGUCUAGUGCAUCCGUUCAGCGGUCAUGCGGUCUUUGUGUUCGUGUUCGCUGGUAGGGACUCGUCUCCUUUUGUACGGCCACCAUUGGUUCCUAUGGCAUUGGUUUCUGUUCUCCAUGCAUUCACAAUUGAGCUCGUGGUGUUCUUUUCAAGCAUCUUGUCCCAAAUUGGGUUGAAACAUGGAGUUUUUAAGGGGCAACUCGAAGCUGUGCAUAUAAUAGAAUUGAAAGUCUUUGACGACGUUACUACAGUUUUUAGGUGGGAUGAAACUGUUUUAGUGUUAAGAAUGCUGGUUGGUGUUGCUUUUUCGAUUGAUAGAAUACCACUUCUUGGAUGCAACAAUGUGUCCACAAGUGUAAUUAAUCUGAUGCUGCUGUUCACGGAAGGCCUCAACUUUUUGUUGUCUCGUGAUCAUACUCCAGUGUGUUUUCGAAUGGUCUACGAGUGCAUUCUCAUGUUUCUACUACGUCCUCGGUUUGACUUGAAUGUUUUGUAG